CAUUUAGCCUAUCAAUUAAUUAGGUUCAUAUUCAAAUGUAGCCCUGACCCCUUUCACCCAAUGUGUUUGCUCUUAUUAAUGUCCCGUCCCUAACAAAAAAUGCAAAUGCAGGUUAUGCUGUUCUAUUGUCCCUAACACAAAUGUAAAUCCAGGUUAUGCUGUUAAAUCGUCCCUACCAACGUUGAGACCAAACCUACGCGUUGCCUAAAACUAACAAUGAAGUGACCCAAAACUUAACUCUUUGACCCUCUUUGACAAUUCUCGCAGUCGGACAUCCGGGCAUUAAUGAAGAGGGGGCAAAACAUGAGUCACAAGCAGUUGCUCUGUCGUGCAUUGUAAUACAAACGUGUUGAACUUUUGUCUUAUUUGCGGUCUUUUUUUCCGUUGGAAUGACAAAAAGUUGCCGUGUUGCGGGUUGUAACACAAGGAAGAGUUCGGAGCCGCAUUUGAAGUUCUUCAUUCUUCCUCGUGAGAAGAAAAGGAGAAGGAAAAGGUCGAAAGCAAUUAAUCGAGGAACAGUAAUAGAAGACAGUUCCGUGGAUCAUUCUCGCCUGUGGGAACCUAAAUCCAGGCACAUUUACUUUUGCAGCCGACAUUUCAUUACUGGUGAGUAAACUUUUAUCGAUUUUUUUUGCCCCAGUUAGCUGCUAGGAUUCAAUAGCUUUGGCAGUUGUUAUUAUUACCGUAACCUACAACUCGCAAAGUGUUAUUUUUCUUUUGCCAUGAACUGCUCUGAUUGGUCAAUCGGUAUAUUAUUGGCCUGGUGGGAAUUGGUUAUUUUGCCGUGACGUGACUCAUGCACUGUGUUCUUGCCUCGUGACCCCCCAUUUAGUUCUACUACCACGGUUCACGGCUAAAUAAGGCUUGGAGGCGAAUUACCGGUUGCGGCAGAAAUAAUCACUUCGUAUAUACUACCGAUUUUCUUGGUUUCACACAGUACAUAUUCCACGUAUCAUUGCAAGUCAUUGUUGUGGUCCCCAAUAAAAAAAUCAUCACUUUAUGAGGUAGUUGUAGAUGUUUCCGAACCCCACAGCAGGCCAUUCCUUUGGAUUGUUUAUCCAGCUAUCAGCUGCGACUUUGUAUGGGCAGAUUUGCAAGCCAAUACACGCUAAUUUUAAGUUGUAUCGCCUUCUCGUGUCUGUUGGCAGUGACUCGUGGUAAUAAUAAGUCAUGUUUAAGACAUUUUUAUGAAAUAAAAGACGCAAAACACAGCUGAAAUAUAUGAAUUUCAGACAACGUUUGUCUACGGAUGUGCGUGCCCAAUUCAUUUAAACUGGAAGGGUUGGCUAUGAAUGCUCAUCUCUUAGUGCCAUUGAAGGGUUUAGACGUCCAAUUUACUCGUCGUCCCUCCCAGUCAAAAUUGAUUGGGCGUCUAGUGCUGUAAAUGGCAGCCACUGAGUUAAUGUUUAAAACUACCAACGAUCAAAAGAGAGAGAGUAUUGUAAAUUGCAAUCUGGUGUUGGUUAGGUAGUGGCCUGUCCUGUGCAUGAAGUUGGAGCGUGCUCAAGCACAGGGUUGCGUGGGCAGUGUGACUGUGCUGCACAACAGUGCGUUAUUGUGGUGCGCAAUGACUGGCAACUCGUAGCAGCUGUCAGAGAUCGCGUGAAGAGACAAAAUGGGAAUGGCCAGCGAAGAUGUGAUGGUCACCCUCCAAAUAUUACCUGGUUUCUUUUCCAACUGUCUCUUCCUGGCGCUGUAUGACUCCAUGGUACUCAUCAAGCGCAUUGUUUCGCUUUUGAGUUGCUCCAGGUCUGCCGGCUCCGGAGAGUGGCGCCGCAUGUUGACUUCUGCGGGGCUCCGCUCCGUAUGGAAUAGUUUCUUGCUGGACGCCUACAAAAAGGUCAAACUUGGCUGUGAGGCGCCCAACUCCAAAGUGGUGAAAGUGUCUGCUAGUCCUCAAUGGAGCAGCAACAUCAACACUAUACCUGCUGAGGAGCAUGACGUGAGGGUUGAAAAUUGGGACGAAUGUCGACUCCUGGAUUUUGAGUCGUCGGAUCGCCCUCUGGUGGUUAACUUUGGUUCAGCCACAUGACCCCCCUUCAUCAGCCACCUACCAGCUUUCCGGCGUUUGGUAGAAGACUUUAGCGAUGUUGCUGAUUUUCUGCUGGUCUACAUUGAUGAGGCUCAUCCGUCAGAUGGCUGGGUGGCCCCGCCCAUGGGCCCUCAUUCUUUCAACGUACGGAAGCAUCAAAGUUUAGAAGAGAGGUUGGGAGCAGCGCAAAAGUUGAUCGAUCACUUUUCUCUGCCCCCUCAGUGUCAGCUGGUAGCUGACUGUAUGGACAACAACGCUAAUGUGGCUUACGGCGUGUCCAAUGAACGUGUGUGUAUAGUACAACAUAGAAAGGUUAGCUAUCUUGGUGGCAAGGGCCCCUUUUUUUACAACCUGAAAGAUGUGCGGAAGUGGCUGGAACAAAGUUAUGGGAAACGCUGGAAGUAAUAAAAAGCAAGUAGUGUUUUUUUUUGCCAUUUAAGAUAACCUUGGGUUUUUUUUUUGUAUAUGUCAGACAUGACAGAUAAUUUACUGAGAGAAUGAACUUUAACAUGUAGUUUUCUCGAUGACUACACCUAUUCGAAGCUGCUAUGUCUGCUGAUUCCUGAAAUUGAACUGUGCCAGAGAAUAAAUAACUUGCUCUUUCUCUACACUUGGGCUACGUUAACGUUUGCCCACUUGCGACACGUAUGUGAUAUUUUCAUGCAGUAUGAACAGUCCAAUUUUGAUGUUUUCAAAUCCGUACCUUUUCAUGUGUUGAUCUAAAUCGAAUAUGUAACCAUUGCCUCUGCACUACGAAUGAGCGUCCGAACACAUGCGAUAUAUAUAUGUCAUCAACAAGUGAAAUUGGUCACCACUAUUCGACAAAACAAACAACAGAAUCAAACGAGCGAUAGCGGACAAAGGCAAAAAAACCCAACCGUUUUUUUCCUUGAAGGUAUCAGAUUGAAAAAAUGUUGCCUACGGUAGUGUAAAAUCUUUGAAAAUUGCCACAGAAGCGGGAUGGCCAAGACCAUGUUUACAUCCGUUAACGCUGCGAGACUCAUGCCACACGUGUCAUGUUCCCUUCACACUGCAAAUCGCAUAUGUUUGUGCAAUAUGACGGUCUGCACAAAAAAAUUGGAAUAAAAAAAUCUGACUAGGGCAUCACGCCCUGCGGUGUGGAUGUACAUGUACAUGUACAUGAUUGUAAACAUGGAAACAUUCUGAAAAUGUCAAACUAUGAAGGUUCUCAGCUCACUGGCCAACAAAGGCAUUGUGUUUGGUGGCCAGGACAGAAACUGCCUCUGUUGAAUCGUAGCCAGACAUGACGUCAACUACUGUGUCGCUUGCCAGGGACUCAUCGUGUAGCGGCUGCUGGUUGGGUGCCACCUGGACGGCUGGGGGUCCUCAAACAGUAGGCGCUACCCCCUGGCAGAACAAAUUUUUUUUUGCGGUUCACAAUUACUAAGGCUGUCUGGUGGUUUUGCCAUGCAUUAUUACUAGUGUAGCACCCAUUUUUUGGCUCCCGAUUCCGACACCUGGCUGUGUGGUAUCAGCCAAUGCUGUACAAAUACCACUUUUUUUUUUUGUAAAUAAAUUACUGUACUAAAUUACCGUACUGAAAAGUCAUCACUAUGAAUUGGUCAGACACUCAUUGUCUCUUAACUCAUUGACAGCGCUAGAUUUCCAUUCCAUUUGAAGUGGAAAAGAACGUUCAUUCACUGCCACGCCCCCGCUUCAAGUGGACUGGAUGUCUAGCAGUGAUAAACUAAUUGGCAGCAUUUUUGCUAGAAAAAGAAUUAAAAAAACACAAAAAAACCCCAUAACUCAUUAGCUGCUAUUGACAGCGCUCAUUCAAUGCCACCCUAAAUUGUUCUUAGUCUUUUCCUAUAUUUUCAGCACUUAUUUUCAAACAUAAUUGCAAACGAAUUGUGAAAAUGACUUUACAAGGUCUCCAAACUAAUGUUAAAUUGCUAGGGAAAAUGGCGUUGUAUGUGGAUUAAUGUCUCCCAAAACUAUCUGGCAAACUUCACCGGUUGCUCAAAUUAGGUCAGUGCAAUAUUUCCCCUUUGUUUCCUUUUUGCCGCCACAUUCAUCGGGGUUGUAAAUGAGCAGUCCAGCAGCAAAUUCACAAUUACAUCACAGUGACUAGUUACUGUGACAGCUUCUAUUACUAAAGACUUUUGUGGUUGGACAAAAAAAAACUUCACAAUAAAUUUUUUGUCAUGUAGUUUGUCAUAAAUUUUUGAUAUAUGACGCAUCCGGAACAACUACUCUAUUCACUUUCUCCAAUUUCAGUCUCUCUAUAUUCAUGCUCAGCAAGCUUUUGAACUCAAUUUAUUAUUAGAAAAGUCACAUUACAUUUUAACUUUGCUCAUUCUAUUCAUAGCUGGUUUAUUCAUACAGUCACUCAACAUUUUUUUUUUCAUAUUUCUACAUUUUAUUUCUUCCUCCUUUGCUACACGAUGCUGACGAGGGAUACUGCAUACAUUUUUUAAAUCAACUUCAAUAAAUUGACCUGCACUCAGUUAAACUAGUAAAACAAUACAACUAACAAUGAUGUUGAACUUAAUUUGAAAAGAAUGAUUACUAAACCUCCACUGUAUUAAUACAGUACACAAUUCGGUUGAAGUUGAUCACUUUGUUUUUUUCUUUCAAAAUGUGUAUGGGCAAAUUAGACCAAAUGGCAACAACCACAAGCUCUAUACGAAAAUGAAUUGUUUUAACAUUCUUUCUUAAAGUGCUCAACAGUCUGAGGUCAUGUUGCAACAUGACUUUUACCAAACAGAUUAUGAUCUCUCAUUCCUAAUGAAUAGCCAGGUGCACUCACAUCGGCUUUUAAAUGAAGGCAAAACUGUGUGUUGCAGGGAUCUACAAUUGUUGCGCAUAAAAAAAAGAAGAAAAAAAAGAAAAAAAUAGUUUUUUUGACUAACACACACCUGAGGGUUUUACUAUUAUAUUUUAUUCAAUAAAUAUUUGUUAUCGCGGACCUAAAAUGUUUCUAGCAACUCUUUUUGCAGGUUCUGAACAUCCUUGAAAACAUUUCCAUGUUAUGAUACGAGUUUGUCAUUUAAGUACCUGCAAUUACUUUGACUUGGGAGUGUUUGAAGCAAGUGUGUUUAAAUGUGCUGUAAAUAGCCACCUAUUUGGGGUUUAGAAUAUACAUAAAGAGUAGGCCUACAUGACACAAUCAUAAAUUAGAAAGGGACCAUGUGUGGACACCAUUUUAUAUUGCUUGUUUGCAUUCCAGCACCACACCCAGUCUCCUACACAUGGAUGUUUGUGUCUUCAGUAUAUACAACAUAGAGCUCAAAAUAUUCAUGCCUGUUUUUGACGUUAAUUUAAGGGUAAAAGUGCUACAGAAAAAUCGGCGGUUGGUUAAAAAAAAAUCCAUGAUUGUCACUUAUGAAAUUGUCGACUUUACUGGCAGCAAGACAAGUCUCAACAAUCCAUUGAGUACUUCAACUAAAUCCAUGUUAAUUCCAUUUUUUUUUUUUUACCUGUGAUGCUUUGAAAUUGAUAUCUUACCGAGCAUCAAAAUUUCAGUCUUUACUGCACUUGUUAAGAAGUUUGAAAUAUAUUGUGUAUUUUUUUGGAAAGGUUUAGAACGUCUAUGAUCAGUGUGUUAUUGUAAGGUAUGAGUUUUCAUAAAUAAGAUGCUUUGGGCCUGCUCAUGAUGUUAAUGGUGUACUGAUGAAAACCUCCGAUGAAAGAGUGUGUAACUCAGUCUCUGGUUGGAUAUUCCACACCUUAUCAACUUUAGAAGGAACAAUUGCAUCUGCUCUUUUAUGUCCAAUUUAUUACUUUUUAUCAACUGUAAUUCUGUAUUAAUUCACGCAAUAAAAAAAAUGCAAUACGCUCUUGUCUAUUUUUUCCAGAGAAAUAACAGAGGAGAAAAUAAUGGCAAAAAUGUUCUGCUAAAUUAUCUUUUUCUGUUUUAUACGAAAC
Molecule: messenger RNA, 5920 nt
Organism: Corythoichthys intestinalis (scribbled pipefish)
Lineage: Eukaryota; Metazoa; Chordata; Actinopteri; Syngnathiformes; Syngnathidae
Gene: dio2
Product: iodothyronine deiodinase 2
Exons: 2
Biological process (GO): thyroid hormone metabolic process
Molecular function (GO): thyroxine 5'-deiodinase activity
Source: RefSeq, a predicted model, not a curated record